AUGAAUAACCUGCACCUUCCAGGAGCUCGCUCGGGAGUGUCAACUCCGGGCACUCCCCAGCUGCUCGUCGAGAAUGAGACGUACAAGGAGGAGGACCAGCCUCUGUACAACGCCUUGCUGAGGUCGCUGCAGAGCGCGAUGACGGCUGCUACGGCGAUAGAUACAGAACGAAGAUCGACACCCCAUAUCCGGUUCAGAGAAGCGCAGAAUCCUGCGCCGCAACAUAGACAUCCAGGCCUCGACCCGUCGAAGGCUUCGACUGGUGUAGUCUGGACCACUGAGCGCGCGUACGAGCACGGCUUCCUCGAGAACCCCGAAGACUGGGGCAACCUUGGUCAGGGCGCUCCCGAAGUUGAGGAUACGAUUCCGCACGCCUUCCACAAGCCGACAACCCUCGAUAUCUCCGUCAACUCGCGUGAAUAUGGCCCUGUAGCCGGCAUCAUGCCGCUCCGCAAGGCAGUCGCCAAUCUAUAUAACGCGCAUCAUAGAAAGGGAAAGGCUUCGCAGUACACGUGGGAGAAUGUUGCGAUUGUGCCUGGAGGACGAGCUGGGCUGAUUAGGAUUGCCGCGGUGUUGAAUAAUGCGUACCUGAGUUUCUUUAUUCCGGAUUAUACCGCGUACAAUGAGAUGCUGGGCUUGUUCAAGAACUUCGCGGCUGUUCCCAUUCCGCUCGACGAGAACGAUGGCUACGCACUCCGUCCCGAGAAGAUCCGGGAAGAAGUCAAGCGCGGAGUGCAAGUGAUUCUCACUUCGAACCCUCGCAACCCAACCGGCCACAUGGUCAAAGGCGAGACGCUCAAGGAGAUCAUGGACAUCUGUCGUGGACGCUGCACUUUGAUCAUGGACGAGUUCUACUCUGCAUACAACUACACCGGAGCGUGUGAUGGUACCAGAAUUUCUUGCGCCGAUUUUGUGGAAGAUGUCGAUAUCGAUGAUGUGCUCAUUCUCGACGGUAUGACCAAGGGUUUCCGCCUGCCUGGUUGGCGUAUUGCCUGGGUCGUCGGCCCGAAAGAAUUCAUCAAAGCGAUCGGCUCCUGCGGAAGCUAUCUCGACGGUGGUUCCAACGUUCCCUUCCAAGAAGCAUCCAUCCCGAUGUUGGAGCCGGACUUCGUCGUCUCCGAGAUGGCAGCACUGCAGCAGCACUUCCGCGAUAAGCGCGACUGGGUGCUGAAGCGACUAACCGAGAUGGGCUUCAAGUUCCCUCGCAUCCCGGAUUCCACGUUCUACAUCUGGCUCGAUCUGAGUCAUCUCCCGCAGAGGAUUCAGAAUGGACUUGGAUUCUUCGAGGAGUGCCUCAAGGAGAAAGUCAUCGUUGUGCCCGGUAUCUUCUUUGAUCUCAACCCGUCCAGUCGUCGGGAUCUGUUUGACUCGCCUUGUCACCACUUCUGUAGAGUCUCCUACGGUCCGAAAUGGGAGACGUUAGAGAAGGGAAUCAACGGCAUCGAGAGGGUGCUCAGGAAAUUCAAUGCCCUGCCACAAACGCCGCCGACAGAAGAGCUGCAGGAGGUGCAGGCGCAAGUAGAUGAGCAAGAAGCGGACAUCUAAACGUCUGUCUUCGACUCUUCGAUUCUUUGGGCUGGUUAUGCAGGGCGACGAUGGCGUGGUGGGGCUUGUGAUGGAUACUCUACUUUAUACCGAAACAUACUAAGCACGCUUUACUUGCUCCUUCUCCGUCUCAGACAAAGCGAAAACGAAUUCUCGAACCUCUUUUUACCAGUAACUUAUCCCUUAUCUGCUAGAUAAAAUACCAAGUCUCGGUGCCAAUUAUACCGUGUGUAACACGGAGAUCGCCAUCUCCCUCCAUCCACAUCCAGUUAACCAUCUCCAGCUUUAUCCAUCCUCUACGAAGCGGUCCGUGCUCGCCGGCCUUCCUCUUUAACG
Tricharina praecox is the source of this 1881-nucleotide messenger RNA. RefSeq names its product putative aminotransferase, classes I and II. The record is from RefSeq and is a predicted model, not a curated record. Bases 1 to 1545 code for a protein of 514 amino acids. Gene Ontology annotation, biological process: biosynthetic process. The transcript is spliced from 9 exons. Gene Ontology annotation, molecular function: pyridoxal phosphate binding. NCBI's taxonomy places the organism in Eukaryota, Fungi, Ascomycota, Pezizomycetes, Pezizales, Pyronemataceae.